Molecule: messenger RNA, 1720 nt
Organism: Moneuplotes crassus
Lineage: Eukaryota; Ciliophora; Spirotrichea; Euplotida; Euplotidae
Source: the annotation of a GenBank genome assembly
AUGGAAAUGUAUGCCUAUAUUUGCAGAGAUAUUAGAAGUUUGCUCUUUAAUUUUAGUCAUUCUAUUAAUAUUCUGAAGUAUUAUGGAAGUCUUAGCCAAUGCAAUUGCUUGCUGCUUGGUUUAUGAAGGCAGACAAGAGAACUAUGGGAGAAAAACAGUCAGGCUUAUGCUUAUGGGUUAGUUGCAGAUGGAACUAGAAGAACUUUAAUAUGAUAUGAAUCAUUCGAUAGCACAGUUACUGACUAUUUUGAAAACAUUAGAGAUAUUUCAGAGUUUCAUCUCUUUGAAUAUGUACUUCAACUUCAAAGCGAAGACUGCAUUAGAAAAUUCUGAGAGUUCAUCAAGGGCUUCAAGAACAGAAGUUUUGUGAAGUUUAAGAGGAUUGAAAUAGAUAAUGUCCACACAGCUGGAAUGACAUGAGCCCUUUUGAAUUCUCCCUACGAUGUUUUGAGGGAGCUCUCAUUGGAUACUUCUUGAAUUCAGAUAAACAAGUUGCAGAAUUUUAUCCCAUAUAGUGCAAAAGAUUUGUUGAAGUACACCCACGAGCUUGAUCUCUCAACAAUCACCCAAGGUUCUCAUGAAGAUCUAGCUAAAUUUGUUACUUACGAUUGAGUGAAAGGGAUCAACCAAUUUAACUUCGACUCCAAGGUAGAAACUCUGCUAGAUUCAGAUCAGUACAAAGAUAUCAUCCCUGUAUCGAUAAGGCAAUCUUGAAGGCAAGUAUGUAUCAAGAGGUUUCCCAAAAAUGAUUUACUAGAUACAAAAGCAAUUGGCAAUGUUUCCCAAGAGCUGGCUAAAGUAUUUCCCAAGUUCAAGGAAACAGGCUCUAGGCUCAGCAUUUAUAGACAGUUUCUAUUUUAUAGCAAGGAGUUAAGCUCCCUGCUCCAGGAGGGAGUCUCACUCACCUCUGAGUUCUAUACACACCCUUCAUUUGUGAUCUUGAAGGAUUGCAAUGUCUGGUGUUAUGAUUAUUCCUUAAAAGCGUAUCUAUCUUUCAAAGUUUCGAAAAUGCUUUGUAAGCAAUUCGGGAUUUUUGAGCUAGAUUUUAAACCCCUGAAAGGCUUCACAGUAGUGUCAAAUGACUCUAUUCUGGAGCUGCAACAUAUUCAAUCUGUCCAAAGAUGUGACUCGGAAAAUAUGGAGAUCUUUGAAGAAUAUAGAAUCAAAAUUGAGCAGGGAUUAGAUUAUCUCCACAAGGGGGUAAAUCCAUUUUUCAUUGAAGGUAAAGACUUUGAAUUCAUUGAUGGAAACGAUAUUUUGAUAUAUUGCAAGCCCUCUAAAUGUGAGCAUUUGAAGAUCCAAUUGUGAAGAGGUGUAUAUUUCAAGAAGACUAUUGCUGCUCUUAAAAAAGUCAGAACUGAAUUCUUAUUUCUCCAGGUCUAUGAUUUGAACUUCACUCACUUAAAGUUGAUCGAGCUGCUUGCUUUUAAAGUUACAGAUAUCUCUUUCGACAUUCGAGAAGGUGAACUUUCAAAAAUUACACUUAAAGAAAAGAGAGCACUAAGAUCAGCAAUUUUAGGCGUAAAAUCUCUCAGAAGCGUCACAAUCAUAAUGAAUAGAAAGAGACAGCUACUCAGAAGGACUGAUGUUGAUUUUAAGAAGCAGCUUGCUCGUAUCUUUGGCAAAAACUUGAAGGUUGAGAUUACUCAUAAUAUGCCGUUUGAAGAGACAUCCAGAUAUUAUUAGUGAUUCAUCCAUAAAAUUGGGUAGUUCCAGGCAG